This is a messenger RNA of Nicotiana tabacum (common tobacco), 2209 nucleotides long. RefSeq lists its product as uncharacterized. Gene Ontology annotation, molecular function: catalytic activity; carbohydrate binding. The record is from RefSeq and is a predicted model, not a curated record. Gene Ontology annotation, biological process: carbohydrate metabolic process. Lineage: Eukaryota; Viridiplantae; Streptophyta; Magnoliopsida; Solanales; Solanaceae.
CAUUGAACAGAAGUAUCCAAAAGGUUCUGUUUUGCAAUAUGAUUGUGCCAAACCAUUCCCAGAUGUCAACUCAAGUUCUUCAGCUUCUUCAGCAACAGGACCAAGUGAUAAUAGAUAAUGGCGUAUUCCAACUAAGAUUGACAAAUCCAGGAGGAAAAAUAAUUGGUAUUCAAUAUAAUGGGAUUGACAAUUUGCUGGAGCUCAACAACCCAAUCUUGAAUGGAGGAUUCUGGGACAUAAACUGGAGUGAACCUGGAACUGCUGGAACAAGAGGAAAAUUUGAUGAGAUUGAAGGUAAUAGUUUUAAAGUAAUAGUUGAAACUGAAGAACAGAUAGAGCUCUCAUUUAUUAGGACAUGGGAUCCUUCACUUCAGGGCGAGCAUUCCCCGUUAACCAUAGACAAAAGGUUCAUAGUACUUCGGGAUUCGCCUGGUUUUUACUCUUAUGCUAUUUAUGAACACAAAGAGGAUAUGCCAGCAUUCAACCUCAAUGAAACCAGGAUAGCUUUCAUGCUCAGUAUAGAAAAGUUUCGAUACAUGGUUAUGGCAGAUGAUAGGCAAAGACUAAUGCCUCACCCUAAAGAUCGCGUACCUCCAAGAGGAAAGGAAUUGGCGUAUCCAGAAGCUGUCCUACUUGUCGAUCCUGUGGAGCCAGAAUUUAAAGGAGAAGUUGAUGACAAGUAUCAAUAUUCGUGUGAGAACAAAGAUAACAAAGUCCAUGGUUUCAUUUGUUUAGACCCUCCAGUCGGAUUUUGGCAAAUAACUCCGAGCAAUGAGUUCAGAACGGGUGGACCUAUCAAACAGGAUCUUACUUCCCAUGUUAAUCCGACCACCUUGGCUAUGUUCGUGAGCACUCAUUAUGGAGGGCAGGAUUUCGUGAUUAAAUUUGGAUCAGGUGAACCGUGGAAGAAAGUUUUUGGUCCUGUUUUUAUAUAUCUCAAUUCUGUAGCGCACAAACACGAUACACUUUCCCUUUGGAAUGAUGCUAAAGAACGGAUGCACAAUGAAGUCGGCUGUUGGCCUUACAGUUUCCCAAGUUCAGAAGAUUUUCCAAAAGCUGACCAAAGGGGCGCCAUCCGUGGUAGAUUAGUAGUCUGUGACAGGUACAUAAGCAAGGAGUAUUUAUCUGCAAAGGGUGCUUUUGUGGGGCUAGCUCCACCUGGAGAUGCUGGAUCAUUUCAAAGAGAAUGCAAGGGCUACCAAUUCUGGACAAACUCAAAUGAUGAAGGCCAUUUUUCAAUAAAAAAUGUUCGUCCCGGGGAGUAUAACCUCUAUGCUUGGGUACCUGGAUUUAUUGGAGAUUAUAGAUAUGAAAAAUCCAUAGCAGUUUCUGCAGCUUCUGAGGUUGAUGUUGGUGAACUUGUGUAUGAGCCUCCAAGAAGCGGUCCUACAUUGUGGGAAAUCGGUAUUCCUGAUCGCUCUGCUGCAGAAUUCUACAUUCCUGACCCUAAUCCACAGUAUAUUAACAAACUUUACGUAAAUCAACCAGCACACAGGUUUAGGCAGUAUGGAUUAUGGGAGAGAUAUGCAGAUUUAUAUCCAGAUCAAGAUUUGGUAUAUACAGUUGGAAGUAGUGACUAUAGAAAAGAUUGGUUCUAUGCUCAAGUGACCAGAAAAGUGGGCGAUAAGGCAUUUGAACCUACAACCUGGCAAAUUAAAUUCAGUUUAGACAGCGUUGAUCAGACUGGAAAUUACACACUGCGAAUUGCACUCUCAUCUUCAACUCAAUCGAUAUUGGAGGUAAGGGUGAAUGAUUCAGAAGCAAAUCCACCCCAUUUCUCAAGUGGAUUGAUUGGAAGUGACAAUGCAGUUGCCAGACAUGGAAUCCACGGGCUAUAUUGGUUGUUCAAUGUAGAGGUCGCAGCAGGACAACUCCUUCAAGGAGAGAAUAUCAUAUAUCUCAAGCAAGCAUGGAGUGUCAGUGCUUUGCAUGGGAUUAUGUAUGACUAUAUUCGUUUGGAAGCUCCUCCUCUUUCCGCCACGCACUAUCUAGAGCACGUUCUGUGGUUUAACUAAACUCAUUUCUUUUGUUUUAAACUAUAUAUGCUUGCAUAUGUAAAAGAAAAUAAAAUGUAUAUAUAUAAAAGAUUCACGUUCAUUGAAUCCUCCAACUAUAUAUGCUGGAGAUGCUGCCUUUGGCUUUCUAUAUUCCCUUUUUCUACUUGUAUGUUCAGAGGAACUCAACCUUAUUAAGUUGGUAAUUUCUUGGU